This is a messenger RNA of Sorex fumeus (smoky shrew), 1099 nucleotides long. It is a transcript of the gene B3GAT3, whose product is annotated as beta-1,3-glucuronyltransferase 3. The coding region runs from base 53 to 1060 and encodes 335 amino acids. Gene Ontology annotation, cellular component: Golgi membrane. Gene Ontology annotation, biological process: chondroitin sulfate proteoglycan biosynthetic process; carbohydrate metabolic process. Gene Ontology annotation, molecular function: galactosylgalactosylxylosylprotein 3-beta-glucuronosyltransferase activity. The transcript has 5 exons. The record is from RefSeq and is a predicted model, not a curated record. NCBI's taxonomy places the organism in Eukaryota, Metazoa, Chordata, Mammalia, Eulipotyphla, Soricidae.
CCCCGAGUGCCCGGCGGAGCCCGCCUGGCGGGGCGCGGGCCGCGGCGCGGCCAUGAAGCUGAAGCUGAAGAACGUGUUUCUCGCCUACUUCCUGGUGUCCAUCGCCGGCCUCCUCUACGCGCUGGUGCAGCUCGGCCAGCCAUGUGACUGCCUCCCUCCCUUGCGGGCAGCGGCUGAACAGCUGCGGCAGAAGGAUCUGAAGAUUUCCCAGCUGGAAGCUGACCUCCGCCGUCCACCCCCUGCCCCUGCCCAGCCCCCUGAGCCCGAGGCCCUGCCUACUAUCUAUGUCAUUACCCCCACCUACUCCAGGCUGGUGCAGAAGGCAGAGCUGGUGCGACUGUCACAGACCCUGAGCCUGGUACCCCGGCUGCACUGGCUGCUGGUGGAGGACGCCGAGGGCCCCACGCCGCUGGUCUCGGGGCUGCUGGCGGCCUCUGGCCUCCUCUUCACGCACCUGGCUGUCCUCACCCCCAAUGCCCAGCGACUCCGGGAAGGGGAGCCCGGCUGGCUGAGGCCCCGUGGGGUGGAGCAGCGGAACCGGGCCCUGGACUGGCUCCGGAGUGGAGGGGGCGCCGUGGGGGGAGAGAAGGCCCCCCCGCCGCCGGGGACCCCAGGGGUGGUGUACUUCGCAGAUGAUGACAACACGUACAGCCGGGAGCUCUUUGAGGAGAUGCGCUGGACCCGCGGCGUCUCCGUGUGGCCCGUGGGACUGGUGGGCGGCCUGCGGUUCGAGGGCCCCCGGGUGCAGGACGGCCGCGUGGUGGGCUUCCACACGGCUUGGGAGCCCACCAGGCCCUUCCCGGUGGACAUGGCGGGCUUUGCCGUUGCUCUGCCCCUGCUCUUGGCCAAGCCCAAUGCCCAGUUUGAUGCCGCGGUGCCCCGGGGCCACCUAGAGAGCAGUCUCCUGAGCCAUCUCGUGGACCCCAAAGACCUGGAACCCCGGGCUGCCAACUGCUCUCGGGUUCUGGUGUGGCACACGCGGACGGAGAAGCCCAAGUUGAAGCAGGAGGAGCAGCUCCAGCGGCAGGGCCGAGGGUCAGACCCUGACAUUGAGGUGUGACCGCGGCGCCACCCACCACCACAACUUCCUCGGGCGCAG